Messenger RNA from Bicyclus anynana (squinting bush brown), 1952 nucleotides. RefSeq names its product mitochondrial coenzyme A diphosphatase NUDT8-like. Gene Ontology annotation, molecular function: coenzyme A diphosphatase activity. Lineage: Eukaryota; Metazoa; Arthropoda; Insecta; Lepidoptera; Nymphalidae. The transcript has a single exon. Bases 171 to 866 code for a protein of 231 amino acids. The record is from RefSeq and is a predicted model, not a curated record.
CUGUAAAUUAAAUUGUAAACAAAACAAAAUUUAUUUUUGGGAAGCUUCAAGCUCUUAAAUUACAAAUUAAAAUUAGCAUUAUUCCAAGGAUAUUUUAAUACAAAGACAAAUUACCGGUAAAUAGUGCCUACAUAAUAUUAUAUAAUAUUUAUAGAAAAGUCUAGAACUUAAUGCAAUAUUUCGCAUAUAGCAUAUUUUCAUAUAUUAUGAAAAUUAUGAAUACAGCAGCGUUUGGUCUACAAUACAUUAUUUCAUCUGCAUCACGUGAAAGAUGUAUGUCGAAUUUGAAGAAGUUUCGUGUGCCUUCGUUGAAUAGAACAGGAAAACCAUCUGCAACCGCUGCAGUUUUAAUUCCUCUAUGCAAUGUGAACGAGCGAAUUUCAUUAUUAUACACUGUGAGAGCCACAAAUUUGAGAAGUGACAGUGGUAACAUCUCAUUCCCUGGUGGAAAAACCGACAAGAGCGAGUCGCCUAUCGAAACCGCUUUACGAGAGACUAAAGAAGAAAUAGGUUUAUCACCAAAAAGAGUUGAAAUUUGGGGUUGUGGCGAGGCAGUACCCGGUAGGAAAAACAAAAUAAUGAUAUCGCCUGUAAUAGGUUUCAUUCGAGACCUACAAGAGUCAGAUUUGUGUGUAAACAGAAAUGAGGUGAGCGAAGCAUUUGCAGCUCCUUUAGACAUGCUGUGUGAUAGUAACAAUCAGUUCUAUACCCAAUUUAAGAAUGGUUAUAUACUUCCCGUGUUUGUUAUUAAUGAGUUUAAAAUUUGGGGUGUCACAGCAUAUAUGACACAUGUAUUUUUGAGCUGUUUAUUACCUAAGGAUGUAUAUAAGAACAAUUGGAUGAGGAACAAGAUAAUUGUUAAAUAAGUGGUUAUUUUAUGAUUCAGGGUAGUCAGUUCUUAACGAGAGCCUCUCAACUUUGUCUAUGUUGAAUUUAUCUAUUUGGGUCAUAAUAUCUUAAUGAAACAAUCCUCAAAUUUGCUUAAUUACUACAGUCAAGUAAUUUAUAAAAUUAUAAGAAAAUCUAUUUAACUAAGCCAGUUUUAGCUAUUAUUUUUGUGUGACUAAGGAUUAUGAUAAUCCUUUUAAGUGUUUAAAAUACAAAUAUUUGUGUUUAUGUUAUUUAAGUUAUUGGUGAUCUGUUUUACCUAUGAGGAAGUCACCACUAUUUUACAUUGUUAUAAGACUUUUGCAUAGCUCUAAAUAAUUUUAUUUUAAUUUUUUCAAUCCCUUCUGAUUUUAUUUUUGCAACAAAAAGCAUUCAUAGCAUAAUUUGAAAACUUAUUAUAAGUUUCAAAUUAUGCUAAGUUUCAUUUGAAUUCAUUUGGUAGUUUUAGCGUGUUGGCCAGUCAACCAAAAUAUGGACAGACAGACAGACAAUAUUUUUGGCAUCAGUAUUGCUAAUAUAAUGCUCUACAUCUGAAUUUUCGAAAUAUUUUCAAUGUACAGCAUUUGACCUGUUAGGGUUCAUUUACACGAGCGGCAACUCUAACAACGACCGCAGUCGGCAACGUCUCGGCGGCAGUCGAUUGCUGUCAACGACGUCUCGGCGGCAGUCAACGGCAGUCGACUGCAGUCGACGACCGCCGACGAUCGCCGCCGAGAGUAGACUGCAGUCUUCGGUAGCAGCUGUAAAUGAACACUUACUCUUUUAUUAUAUGUGUAGAUAUAAGUCUAGGUAUCCAUUUAUUUGUUACUUUUAUUUUGUUUUAUCUAUCAUACAUAGUAUAUUUCUGUUAAAAAAAAAAACAUUUUUAUGUUUGUAUAAAGUUUAUUUGAAAGUAUAAAAGCUAAUUAGUAUUACAAGCAUAGUUUGAUUUUAUUAUCAUUUAUAUUAUAAUCAAGACAUAUUCACAUUAGUUAAUUAUUAUGCAAAAUAUGCAAAUCAAGGGCAUAAAUAUUCAUGAAUCAUAAUAAAUUGAGCAUUGUCUUUGAGACUUGCCUGUAUUUUGA